Molecule: messenger RNA, 1379 nt
Organism: Blepharisma stoltei
Lineage: Eukaryota; Ciliophora; Heterotrichea; Heterotrichida; Blepharismidae
Source: the annotation of a GenBank genome assembly
AUGUUUAUUAGUCUACUAUUAUUCACAGCUUUUCUUGCAGACGGUUUAAGGGAUGAAAACUGUGAAAAAAUCGAGUGUGCAGAUAAAAAAAGCGAAAACAACGUUUGCUUUGAAGCUGAAGUCUCAAGCAGUUGUGAAGGAAAAAAUUCAUGCAAUGAUACAAGCUUUUUCAUAUAUAAGCCGCCUAAAGACAUGAGCUGUACCUGGGAAAACUUUCAUACCAAUGAAUAUUUGUCAGGGGAAAGAGCGAAACCAGUUCAAAAUAUAAAAUUUGAGUAUUAUCAUCAAGACUCGCGAUGCGAAUGUAAUCCAUCAGACGAAACAGUUGGAUGCAUCAAAGAAGCUAAUAAAACUUACUGUAGUGCUGGAUAUUAUUGCAAAAAUUCGGAAUCAAAAGAGUUAUGCAUUCAAGCUAGCCCAUACUUAGGCUGUAAAGAUGACUCACAAUGUCCUAUAGGCUAUGGCUGCAAUGAAAAGACAUGUGUAGAAUUAUUUUCGAUUGGAAUUGGAGGGUCUGUCAGUGACCCGAAAUUUUGCAGGUCAAUUUGGGUGCAAAAUGGGGUCUGUGAUUCAGUAAGUGUCUAUACUUAUUCAGGAACUGAUAAGCCUGGGACUAAAUUUAGCCCAAUCAAGAAUGAACGUAAAAUAUUUCCAGAUUAUGAUUGCGAUAUAGGACAUUGGUGCAUUUAUAGCUACUCUUCUAAAUUGGAAAUAUUUGACAUACAAAAAUGCAGGUGUGGAUCUGCUAGUUAUAAAACUAAUAAAGGAUACUGUUCACAUUAUGCAACAGCUUCGUUUAAACAUAUAGAAGACAUUGUCUCAAAUAAUUUGAGAUAUAAGGUGAGUAAUUGUACGGGACCUUAUGCGCAUUCAGGUGAUUUGGAAACAUUGUAUCGUUGUGGGUCAAUCGAUAGUGAAAAAUAUGAAAACUUCACUAACUCUCCUACUCUGUGAGCCAAUUAAACCAUUGGAAAUCCCAUUUUUUGAGUAAUAUAUACCUCUGUUGCUAAAACAAAAAUUUAUGAAAAAUGUUUGAUAUAUAAGUGAUAAUUAUAUAAUGCAAUCACUUUUUAAUUAUGCUAAAAUUUUAAACAGCUCAUAUUUAAAGCAUAUAUUUAACAAAUAUUAAUAUAAAUUUGUGCUUCAUUUUUUGCAAAUUAGGAUUUCUAAGUUUCGAUUAAAUAUUAUAAAAUUACAUAUUUUUUAAAAAGAAAAUUUUUUGUUUGGUAACUGUGGGUAAGGAGUGGAAUCAACUCAAAUUUUUCUCGGUAUUUUGGGGUUUCAAAGAAAUAGGUUAUGAUUCCACUCAUUGUCCUAAAGAAUUCGGUGGAAGCGCAUAUUUUACUGCUUUUUCAGUUCUAUUUCUUCUAAUAGUUUAA